Molecule: messenger RNA, 8064 nt
Organism: Lymnaea stagnalis (great pond snail)
Lineage: Eukaryota; Metazoa; Mollusca; Gastropoda; Lymnaeidae
Source: the annotation of a GenBank genome assembly
UUUAAACAUCCUCUAACAAAAGCAGUCGUGAUAUAUUGCAUGACGAAAAGAUUUCAAACAGAUAAGCUUCGUAAGUAACCAAAAGCACAGGAGGGGGUCGUCUAGAAUUAGCUCAGCACAGCCAUCCCCCAUCGAAGGAUUAUAUGGUCGAUAAGACUGAUAAAGAGUUAAGACAGUGAUUUUAUUAUCUGAAAGAAUUGUGUGUUAUUUGUGACAAUGUGCAGACAUUUCACCGUGGUGCAGUUUUAGAGCUUUUUUUAGUUCUUCAGCAUUUGAAGGGUAACUAACAUUAUGUUUAUAUGUCUAUGCUAGCAUAGUAGUUUUAUUGAUUUUCCAAAGUGCCAUUGGGUGCACUGCACGAUAUUUGGCUCUACCUAGGCCUAGUACAGGCUUAGAUGACAUCACUUGACCUAGUACAGGCUUAGAUGACAUCAUUUGACCUAUUACAGGCUUAAUGACAUCAAUAGACCUAGUCAGCCUUAGGAGAUAUCACUUGGCCUAGUACAUGCUUAGAUGACAUCACUUGACCUAGUACAGGCUUAGAUGACAUCACGUGACCUAGUACAGGCUUAGAUGACAUCACAUGAUCUAUUACAGGCUUAAUGACAUCAAUAGACUUAGUCAGCCUUAGGAGAUAUCACUUGACCUAGUACAUGCUUAGAAGAUGUCACUUGACCUAGUACAGGCUUAGAUGACAGUACAUGACCUAUUACAGGCUUAAUGACAUCAGUAGACUUAGUCAGCCUUAGAAAAUAUCAAUUGACCUAUUACAGGCUUAGAUGACAUCACGUGACCUAGUACAGGCUUAGAUGACAUCACAUGAUCUAUUACAGGCUUAAUGACAUCAGUAGACCUAGUCAACCUUAGAAAAUAUCACUUUACCUAGUACAGGCUUAGAUGACAUCACUUGACCUAGUACAUGCCUAAUGACAUCACUAGACCUAUUACAGGCUUAGAUGACAUCACUUGACCUAGUACAUGCUAAGAUGACUAAACUAGGACAAGUGCAUGCUAAGAUGACAACACUAGAUCAAGUACAUGCUAAGAUGACAUCACUUGACCCAGUACAUGCUAAGAUGACUUCACGAGACGUAGUGCAGGCUUAGAUGCUAUUACUUGAACUUAAAGUUAUGAAUUAUGUUGAACUCAUUUAGUUAUAUGAAAUAAUUCUGUGAACGCCGACCUCUUGAUUUGUGAUGAUGACGCUGUGUGUGACAGGGUGAACUCUCCUUUUUUCUCUCUAUUUUCUACCUUACAUAUUAAUGACUAAUUGCCCAUUCCCCCCACCCCCCACCCCAAAAUGAAUUUGAAGGUUUUAUUUAAAUUGAUUCGUACUGUGGCACCUCCAGAGUUAAAUAACUUAACAAGGCGACCCAGUUUUGGUUUGCCCCCCCCCCGGCCACUUGAAACAACCCGAAAUGACACCCUUGCGCUGACCCCUGACAUUUGUGUAAGUCACCCUGUCAUUUUUGGCUUCUUUCAAUUGGAAAAACCGUGUCAUCUUUUCAAGUCCCCUAGUCAAAAAUAUGGGACCCAUCGUUGUCCAAAUGGUUGACUACAUUGUGGGACCCAUCGUUGUCCAAAUGGUUGACUACAUUGCGGGUCCCAUCGUUGUCCAAAUGGUUGACUACAUUGUGGGACCCAUCGUUGUCCAAAUGGUUGACUACAUUGCGGGUCCCAUCGUUGUCCAAAUGGUUGACUACAUUGUGGGACCCAUCGUUGUCCAAAUGGUUGACUACAUUGCGGGUCCCAUCGUUUUCCAAAUGGUUGACUACAUUGUGGGACCCAUCGUUGUCCAAAUGGUUGACUACAUUGUGGGACCCAUCGUUGUCCAAAUGGUUGACUACAUUGUGGGACCCAUCGUUGUCCAAAUGGUUGACUACAUUGUGGGACCCAUCGUUGUCCAAAUGGUUGACUACAUUGUGGGACCCAUCGUUGUCCAAAUGGUUGACUACAUUGUGGGACCCAUCGUUGUCCAAAUGGUUGACUACAUUGUGGGACCCAUCGUUGUCCAAAUGGUUGACUACAUUGUGGGACCCAUCGUUGUCCAAAUGGUUGACUCCAUUGUGGGACCCAUCGUUGUCCAAAUGGUUGACUACAUUGUGGGACCCAUCGUUGUCCAAAUGGUUGACUACAUUAUGGGACCCAUCGUUGUCCAAAUGGUUGACUACAUUGUGGGACCCAUCGUUGUCCAAAUGGUUGACUCCAUUUCGCGUAUGUCUUUGUGCCAUCCCAUGAAUAUGUGCUGGCAUCGCCCCUAGAUGUCAUUAUGUCAUUUUAUCUUAUGUUAUAUCAAGUAUAAAGUAUCACUAUUAUUUAAUGGAUUUAGGCCAAAAUACAUAUUUUAAAAAAAUCAGGGUCGUGCUAAGGGAGGGGCGAAGAGUACACCCGCCUCGGGGGCAGGGGGUCAACAUCAGGGGGCGCCAAAAUAAACCUAAUAUGUCCACAUGUGUCUGUGUGUAGUGAUUGCAUGCCAUUUAUUUAUAAAACGAUGAGGCGCCAUUUCGAGACUUGGUCCCGGGCGCAAAUGUUCCUUCCCAUGGACCUCUUGACCAUAAGACUUAGUCAUGUGAUUGGACUGUGGACGUGUCCAAAUGACAAGUCCUUCACCGGUAAUGAAAGCCACACCCUCGCAACAAAAACAAAUACCCACCUGACCUAUGUUAAUGCUUAAGUCUGAGUAAUCAACGCGGAAAAGGUCAAAGUUGAAAGGUUUUAUUUACUUAUGAAAAGCAUGAGAAAGACAUCAACUUUUAGCUUAGAAGUUUAAAUCAAACCAAUAUUGUUGUUUUGUUUUAUUUGUUGUUUUUAUUUUUUGUUUUGUUUUGUUUUUUUUUUGUUUUUUUGGUGGGGGGUUGUUGUUGUUAUUUAUUUAUUUAUUUUUUUGGGGGGGAGGGUGGUUGGGGGCGUGUUAAAUUACAUUUAAAAUUAAAAGAAAAAUAUUGACUGUCAGAAAGAGGUUUUAACAUUUAAUGCCCAGAUGAUCUAGAUCUAUGCCAAGUAACGUUUUCCUGAUUUUAAUCUGCGGACUGACACAUCAUACAAUAGGUGCACUGCGGACUGCCACAUCGUAAAGUAGGUGCACUGUGGGCUGAGACACAUCGUACAGUAGGUGCACUGCGGACUGUUACAUCAUAAAGUAGGUACACUGUGGACUGACAAAUCGUACAGUAGGUGCACUGUGGACUGACACAUCGUACAGUAGGUGCACUGUGGACUGACACAUCGUACAGUAGGUGCACUGUGGACUGCCACAUCGUACAGUAGGUGCACUGUGGACUGCCACAUCGUACAGUAGGUGCACUGUGGACUGACACAUCGUACAGUAGGUGCACUGUGGACUGCCACAUCGUACAGUGGUUGCACUGGGGACUGACACAUCGUACAGUAGGUGCACUGUGGACUGACACAUCGUACAGUAGAUGCACUGUGGACUGCCACAUCGUACAGUGGUUGCACUGGGGACUGCCACAUCGUACAGUAGGUGCACUGGGGCCUGACACAUCGUACAGUAGGUGCACUGUGGACUGACACAUCGUACAGUAGGUGCACUGUGGACUGCCACAUCGUACAGUGGUUGCACUGUGGACUGCCACAUCGUACAGUAGGUGCACUGGGGACUGACACAUCGUACAGUAGGUGCACUGUGGACUGACACAUCGUACAGUGGUUGCACUGGGGACUGCCACAUCGUACAGUAGGUGCACUGGGGACUGCCACAUCGUACAGUAGGUGCACUGGGGACUGACACAUCGUACAGUAGGUGCACUGGGGACUGACACAUCGUACAGUCGGUGCACUGGGGACUGACACAUCAUUGUUGUGGUAUGCUUGGCUACGGUAGCGCGGUUUUUGUUUGUCGGACUGCAAACAAAGGUUGAGAAGUUGGGGGCGUGGUCACAAGCCAAUAGUUCCAUAUGCCUAGCCUUUCAAAUCGUAUUCAAUUUGUUUGUACUCUUCAUUAACGUGCACCAGAGUGCACAUUGACGGAUUGGUAGGGUUGAUAGCGGUACAUUAAAUUAUUAUCAGAUAAAAUAGUGUACAGUCAAGGCAGGGAUAAUUGUCUGUGUCAUUCUGUGAGUGCUCCCAUGGGGCAAUGGAAGUGUCUGUAAGAUUUGGGCAGGAGAACAUGGCGUACAGUAAUAACCACAGCUGGAUUUCUAGAUGUGAAUACCAUCUUAUGAAUUUUGUAGAUGAAUGUGAAUACCAUCUUAUGAAUUUUGUAGAUGAUGUGAAUACCAUCUUAUGAAUUUUGUAGAUGAUGUGAAUACCAUCUUAUGAAUUUUGUAGAUGAUGUGAAUACCAUCUUAUCAGUUUUGUAGAACAAUUUAUUUAAUAAAGAUUCUCCACUCAGUCAUUAUCUUAUAAUUGCGGUUGUAGGCCUAUAUCUUAACAGCUCACAUCUUGACCAGUCCAGAUCCAGUGUUUCAUAGUUAUGUUGACCAGUCCAGAUCUAGUGUUUAACAUGUUCUUUCCAGAUCCAGUGUUUCAUAUGUUGUCCAGUCCAGAUCCAGUCUUACAGAUAUUGUUCUGACCAUAUCAUUUAUUAGCAGUGAUUAUUUCAGACAUUUUCCACCCCGGGGGGGGGGGGGGGGCCUUUCUUUUUUUUCGGGGGGGGGGCGGGGCCACGAGCCCGGUGGUUUUUUUGUUGGACAUUUUUUUGUUCGGGGGGGGGGGCCUUGGCUUUCCCCGGGGGGGGGGGCCCCCCCCCCCCCCCAGAUAUAGCUGAAAGAAACCUUGUUUAUUAGUCCUGACAUUUUGCUUUGUCCAGGUCUAGUUGGUUGACUCUUCAUUUUCUGUCCAUAUCUUGUUGACACAUUAAUUUUGGAAACUUUGACUAUAUUCAAAAACAUUUUUACAAUGCAUUUCUCUGUUCUAACGGUUCGUUUUUUUAUAUAUUUCAGUUUAAAAUUCUAACACAAUCUAGAAGCUACUAAUCAUUUCUACACUGACAUAAGUUGAAAUCACUAAUCAGAAACAGACCUAGCCAUUCAUAUUUUAGUGUUGGGGUCCAGCGCUCAUUAAUAAUGGUUCUCAAGUUUUUCGAUGUGGCCUCACUGGUAAUUAUUUCAUUUGAGCUUUACCAUUUGAUCGCCCAUGCAGUUAUUUUAUUUGGCUUCCGAGCCCUGCCACGGAAAGAUUUAGUUCGAAUCCGCCUGUACUUCUUGUUUGACGCAUUGACGGUCUUCAUCGCUUCAUUCGUCCUGACGGGGAGACUGAAGUGGCUGGCGGUGAUACAGAUCUUACAACACCUCUUUUAUUUUAUCACAUGGGAUAAAUCGUACAUGGCUAAAAAGGUAAAUAUGCUGAAAGUGUUGACUUAGGAGUUAAGGCCCCUGCCUAGCUCGUCACAAAAUAACAUGAAACUUUUUAUAGACCAUUUUAAUUAACUAUGGCAAAAUUUUGAAAGCGGAAAACCGUAAUAAAUAUUCAACCAAAUUUAUUCAAGAAUUAGGCUAUUUAAAAUCUUACGUAUCCGGAAAUUAGACUGAAAGAAAUUUCGUCGAUGGUAAAUUAAUCGACGGUAAUUUUACUGAACGGAAAUUUGGUCGAAUCUCUUUUUCAGUUUUUACGUUAAAGUUUUGAGUCAAAUUUCCUUUUGAACGCAUUAUUUUGUUUUACUAUAUAGUAUAGUGUGUUCAAAGGAAAUUUUACGAAAAUUUUAAAGUUUGAACUGAAAAAAAGUUUCGACCUAAUUUCCGUAAGCUUACAUGGGAUUUAGUUGUGAUGUAGGCCUACAUGGGAUUUAGUUGUGACGUAAGCCUACGUGGGGUUAAGUUGUGACGUUAAUUCACUAUCAAGUUUUUAUCUAAAGAAGAUUUUUCAACCCCCCCCCUCCCCAAAUGUUGGGGCGAGUCAACCCCCUCGCCCAUACACACGGACCUGUUGGCAUUAUCACUAUCUAUCUCCCUCGAUUUCAAGUCUCUCUCUCUCCAUCGUUCUGUCUUUCCUAGUCCUUAUCUCUUUCCAUUUCUCAGUCACUCUCUCACAACCUUUCUAGCCCGUCUAUAUCCUUCUCGUGUUCUCCCUGGCUCCUCCUCAUCUCUCCCACUCAUUAGCAGACAUAAAACUCGGUAAACAUAGUUCAAUGUAGUUGUUCCCCGGGUCUUAUGGGCCCCGCGCACUUAUAAGGAUGUGUUACCCACGCGCCAUUAGCCUACACAAGUAUUGACCAGGCCAAACAGUAAAAUAACAUGUUAUCGUCAUCCUAUGGUAUUAUGUUUUUAUACCUCCCAGUACGCAUGAGACCUGUUAAUUUAUUGUGUGAGACUCUAUCUGAUGGACCUAGAUUUGAUUAUUGUUUGCACUGCCCCGGUACAUCCAUGUAACAUGCAGCAAUUCAAUUUUUCUUUGAUGUACCCCCUUCACCCUACCCCCCCAUCCCGUCAGAUUCACGGUUUCCCUAACCGUGUGAUUAUCAUUUGGUUAUUUCAGUCAUUGCAUGGUGCAGUGAGUAGUGUGUUUCGGCUUUUUACUAGGAAAUACAACCCAACAGCAUUCAUGACAAUAAGAUAACAAGACCUAUUACAUUUAUCAAUAACUUUGAUUUUAUAUUUACAUUUAAAAUGGGAGAUUUUUUUUUUUAAAAAGCACCUACAUUGUGCGCAAGUGAAGAGACAGUGUAAUAAAUACUUACCGGUACGCCAUUUCAUCAGUGACCUGUUUUGUUUUACAACUACGUGGUGCCUAGACGCUCAGAUCAGGAAGUCAAUGUUGAUGACCAUAUGCUUUAGUGGGGUUUGAUUCUUUUUGUUUUUAUAGUUUUCGUGGGGGAGCGGGUGGGGGUGAGGGGUUUGUUAUUUGCUUGGGGAAGGGGAUAUUACGUUCAAUUUUUUAAUGGUUGCGUUCUUUAUGAAAACCUAAUAAUAUUAUGAGGUACUUUUACUAACAUAUCAAAAUCUCAAGAAGUACAACACCCACUUUGUUUUCAGAUCAUCGAUUGGAGUAGCCUUGAUUGGUUCGAAAGUUCGAAACCAAAGCAACCUCAGAUUGAUUCUGCACUAGGAACAUUCUUUGACAUUGCAGUCCACGCGGCCAUGAUCUACGUGGUGGGGGAGCAGAUGGACAUGACCAGCAUCCUGAUAGCUGUCAUCAUCGCCCAGGCGGCGCUCUACAGUGUCAUCUUCAACCCCAAGUUUGCGUGGAGCAGUCCCAACAGGAUGCCAGAUUGGGUGCAGAAACGAAUCGGGAAAUUAGCGCUGGAGCAGAACUGAGGUGACGCGUAACGUACGGGAAAUACUCGUCUUGGGUAUUUUAAUCAAACAUUUUUAAUCAAGAGCAAUUACUGUCCACGGCAACGGAAAGGGGAAGUAACUACUUUUUAAUCUGAGCAACAGUCUGUAGACUUGUGGAGUUAAUAUAUUUUACUUCAUAACGAUUUGAUUUGCUUAGUUAAAGGUGUUCCCUGUUUUUUCAUUUAUUUACUUUCAAUAUAUAGAGAGCUUCACAUUAUUUCUUUAUUUUACAACCUCUUAAUUUUUUAAUAUGUUAAAGACAGAAAUAUAAAUAUAGGACAUUUCUGGCUGAUUUAAUUCUCUAAUUAGAAACGCUACAAGAAGAAGUGAUAUCCUUAACAAUGUAUUAAUUUGUAUUCAAUUUUUUUAAAUCCAAGAUUCUGGCCAGAAAGACUACUCAGAAAUAAUAUUGAUUGCUUAUUUUACUUAUAAGAGAUAUUCAACCAAUUUAUGAAUGCAGUGAAUUUAGGGCUUUUGGCAUGCUCAACAUUAGGCACCCUAGGCAUACCAAUACAGAGGCUCAAAGCUUUGUAGAUUGAUAUCAGUGUGUAAAUAGAGUAAGUGUUGGCCCCUUAUACCAACAGGUAAUCUGGCCCUGAUUGACACAAUCCCUUUGUUAACAGGCAAGCUAUUGAUAACAUAUAAAUUGUGAUAUUUGCUUGUUUUUAGUACCGCUAACUUAAAUCUCUGCAGGUUAGUAAACAAUUUAAUACAAAAAAAAAGUGAUUGAGGAUUGCAACUUCAAUAAAAAAAAAAAUCUGGAGAGAAGUGGGACAAGUUCGAAAGAUGUAUCGAGUUGAUCAGGGGCAUCUAAAGAAGAGGAGGGGGG